Lepisosteus oculatus (spotted gar) is the source of this 2626-nucleotide messenger RNA. It is a transcript of the gene sema4c, whose product is annotated as sema domain, immunoglobulin domain (Ig), transmembrane domain (TM) and short cytoplasmic domain, (semaphorin) 4C. The record is from RefSeq and is a predicted model, not a curated record. Lineage: Eukaryota; Metazoa; Chordata; Actinopteri; Semionotiformes; Lepisosteidae. Gene Ontology annotation, molecular function: semaphorin receptor binding; chemorepellent activity. Gene Ontology annotation, cellular component: plasma membrane; synaptic vesicle membrane. Gene Ontology annotation, biological process: neural crest cell migration; negative chemotaxis; axon guidance.
CGCAAGAAGUCCUGUAUCGGGGGCGCAGCACAGGGCUGGACUGAGGGAACGGGCGAUGACCGUUACACACGGUGCUGCCUGUUUCAGAAUGGAUCUGGCCUCACAUCAGGCCAGCCCCUUCAAGGCCCCCAGUCCCAGGAUCAGGUUUCCUUGGUGCUCAAGAGUCUCGUCCAAUCAGAGUGUUCAGGCAGAAGCGAGAGGCGGGGCAGGAGGCAGGGCCAGAGGCAUGGGAGGAGUCGGCGUGCUCUUGACGUGGGUUCUGAUUGGCUGGGGAGAGGUCACAUGCCUGGACUGGGACCCCGUCCCUCGCAAGACGGUCAAGCACAGCGGGCUGCACGGCGUGCGGCGUUUCUGGGCAGAUGGGGUGUGGAACUACAGCACCUUGAUGCUGGCGGAGGGAGCAGGACUGCUGUAUGUGGGCGCAAGGGAGGCGCUGUUUGCCCUGGACUUGAGUGACAUCACCCGGGAGGUCAAGCCCUCUAUCAAGUGGCCUGCUCUGAAAAAGUCGGAGUGUGCUCAGAAGGGCAAAAACAACCAGACGGAGUGCUUUAACUACAUCCGUUUCCUGCAGAGCUACAACCGGACUCACUUGUACACCUGUGGCACCUACGCCUUCCAGCCCAAGUGCACCUAUAUUGACUCGACCGAUUUCUCCCUCGACAGCACCGCCCUGGAGGAUGGGAAGGGGAAGUGUCCGUUCGACCCUGUCAAGGGCCACACGGGCCUGAUUGUAGAUAAGGAGCUGUACUCCGCCACCCUCAACAACUUCCUGGGCACAGAGCCAGUGAUCCUGCGCAAUCUGGGGCAGCACUACUCCAUGAAGACUGAGUACCUGCCCACCUGGCUGAACGAGCCGGACUUUGUGGGCUCGUCGUUUGUGCGAGAGAGCAGCGGCAGUGAGAUCGGGGACGACGACAAAAUCUACUUCUUCUUCAGCGAGCGUACCGUGGGACUGGACUGUGAAAACGAGCUCACGGUCUCCCGCGUCGCCCGGGUCUGCAAGGGCGAUGUGGGCGGGGCACGGACCCUCCAAAAGAAGUGGACGUCGUUCCAGAAGGCCCGACUGGUGUGCUCGCUGCCUGAGCGUCACGUGACCUUCAACACGUUGCGGGCUGUCUACACUCUGACCGCCGCCGACUGGCGCAACACCGCCUUCUACGCCAUUUUCCACGCGCAGUGGGGCGAUGUGGACGUGUCCGCCGUGUGUCAGUACCAGAUCGGCGAUGUGCAGCGGGUUUUUGACGGGCCCUUCAAGGAGUACAGGGAGGCGGCGCAGAAGUGGGGGCGCUAUUCGGGCCAGGUCCCCACCCCUCGGCCUGGAUCGUGCAUCACCCGCUGGCACCGCGAAAACGGCUACAACAGCUCCCUGCUGCUGCCCGACGCCACGCUCAACUUCGCCAAGAGGCACCCGCUGAUGGACGAGCGUGCCCAGGCCCGCCCCCUGCUGCUCAAGAAGGGCGUCAACUUCACCCAGCUGGCCGUGGACCGCGUGGCCGCGCUGGACCAGCGCCGUUACAACGUGCUCUUCAUCGGCACCGCGGAGGGGUGGUUGUACAAGGCGGUCAGCCUGGGAUCAGAUGUCCACGUCAUCGAGGAAGUCCAGCUCUUUGACACUCCGCAGCCUGUUGAGAGCCUGAUCAUUUCGCACAAGGAGAAGUCGCUGUACGUGGGCUCUCGCUCCCAGGUGGUGCAGGUGCCCUUGGCCAACUGUGGGCGUUACAGCUCCCUCCCCGAUUGCCUGCUGUCCCGGGAUCCUUACUGCGCCUGGGACAACGAGAAGCGCGCUUGUGUCCGCACUGACCAGCAUCAUGGGCCCUCCCUGAAGCAGGACAUCAUGCUGGAGAGCUUCAUCCGAGGAAGAGCCAAGUUUGACUCCAGCCCCAUCCCCAGCCCAGAGCACUCCAGGACCGGGAACGUCACCGUGGUGGUGGGCUCGGACCUGGUGCUGCCGUGCCAGCUGGUCUCCAACGUGGCCCACGCCGUCUGGCUGUUUAACGACCGGGAGCUGGUCAUGGGCGGCGGGGACGACUUCGGCGUGCGCUUCGACCCCGCGCUGCGGGCGCUGGUGAUCAGGGGCGUGGGGCCCGCCCAGGCCGGCCGCUACGUCUGCUUCUCGGAGGAGCAGGGGGUGAAGUUCCUGACAGAGCGCUACCAGGUGGCCGUGGUGGCCAGCGCGCCCGUGUUCAUGGAGGCGCGGGCCCCGGACGGGGGGAUGGGGCUGUUCUGGGUGCUGGUGAUCACGCUGGGCGCCGCCUGCCUGUUCCUGCUAGGCGUGGCCCUGUAUCUGCGGCGGCGGCUCAAGCUCACCCUGGGGAAGAGCGCGGAGAUGAAACCCCUGGAGAGCACGCUGGUGUACCCCAUCUCCCUCCCCAAGGAGCCCCCCAACUUCAUCCCCAGCAAGAUGGCGGGAGACCCCGACGAUAAAUUCUGGGAGACGGGCAACUUCUACUAUUCGGACGGCUCUCUGAAGAUCGUGCCCGGCCACGCCCUCUGCUCCAGCGCGAGCUCCAGCUCCCCCAGCGCCAUCCCGGGCCAGCCCCUCCACUCGCCCAGCCGGCUCAGCCUGGGCAACAUCCGCGGCUCGGGCAGCAACGGCUACAUCCGCCUGAACCUCGGCUCGGCCGGC